Molecule: messenger RNA, 837 nt
Organism: Gymnodraco acuticeps
Lineage: Eukaryota; Metazoa; Chordata; Actinopteri; Perciformes; Bathydraconidae
Product: YTH domain-containing protein 1-like
Exons: 7
Coding region: 1-783 (260 amino acids)
Source: RefSeq, a predicted model, not a curated record
AUGGCUCUGCUAGCUGAACUCUCCAGCAUCACAGCCUCUCCAGCUCCGGCUCAGGAGAAGCUCCCCAGUGUCUCUGUCAGCGGACGCGCCCCCCCCUGUAACAGUACCCCACGUAGCCCAGACGUACGCCGACGUGUGAUGACAGGUUUCAUUGAGGCCAAUCUCCAAGACUCCCCUGUGUGCGACCCCCCCACCCCUGUGUAUCAGCAGUCUGAGAGCUUCACCACACCAAGAGACACCUCACCUCCACCUUUCAAGGUAGACUCUGACAGCAGUCUCCAGGGCUUCUUCACCACAUGCCAGGAGGAAGAGGUGUCAGAGACUGCCUCUACUGUGGAAGGAGAGGGAAAGGUAGAACAGGAGGAGGAAGGAGGAAGUAAUGAUGAAGAAGGUAGUGAGGAGGAAGAGCAUGACUGUUGUGACGCACAGAGAGCUGUGGGGUCAGAAGUGGAAGAGGAUGAGGAGGAGGAUGAAGAAGACAUUGAUGACAGGAAGGAAAAUGCAGGCAAUGUUGAAGAAGGAGGAGACAACGUGUUGAUGAAGAUCCGUGAGCUGGCUGCUGACCCAGUGGCUGCCCAUCAGACAGAGCUCAGGGUGUCUCCAGGCUCACAGAGUCCCAGCGUCUUUGAUGACACCAACAGAGCCCAUUCAACACUAGAUGACGUGCUGCAGGGCUAUUUAGAGGAGGGCCCCACAAAUAGCCCAGUUGCAAGUAAAAGUGUCACCAAAUUGAUUCAGCUGUUUGAAGGACAGGCUGAGGAUGAUGAUGAUGAGGAUGAAUGAGAACCAGUAGGAGACCAUUCACACAUUCACAGCUCAACAACCUGAAGAAUGUCC